Messenger RNA from Aureobasidium subglaciale EXF-2481, 1128 nucleotides. RefSeq lists its product as uncharacterized. The record is from RefSeq and is a predicted model, not a curated record. The transcript has a single exon. NCBI's taxonomy places the organism in Eukaryota, Fungi, Ascomycota, Dothideomycetes, Dothideales, Saccotheciaceae. Bases 1 to 1128 code for a protein of 375 amino acids. Gene Ontology annotation, molecular function: FMN binding; NADPH dehydrogenase activity.
AUGUCUGCAACAAAACUAUUCAAAUCGCUUAAGCUGGGCACGGUUCAACUUCAGCACCGUGUUGUCAUGGCUCCUCUCACCCGACUACGCGCCGAUAAGGAUCAUGUCCAACUCCCUAUGGCAGUGGAAUACUAUGCACAAAGAGCAUCCUCUGGAGGUCUUAUCAUCGCAGAAGCAGUCCUCAUCUCUCCUGAACACGGUGGUUUCGGAAACGCACCAGGAAUUUACACAGAAGCUCAAAUCAAUCGCUGGAAGGAGAUAACCGAUGCUGUGCAUGCCAAAGGAGGAGUUAUAUAUGCUCAACUGGUUUCUGUGGGUAGAGUGGCGGAUACGAGUAUUCUGAAAGAAGAGGGCGACUUCCCUCUUAUCAGUUCGAGUGCGUCACCUUUUACAGAAGCUACACGCAGUCGACCUGAUGACCCUGUUCCUCAUGCCUUGACUGUGGAUGAAAUCAAAAGAGCCAUCGACACAUUCGCACAAGCAGCAUACAAUGCUAUACAAGCAGGCUUCGACGGCAUAGAGUUGCAUGGCGCAAACGGCUAUACCAUCGAUCAGUUUACACAGGAUACAUGCAACACACGCACAGAUUCCUACGGCGGCAGCAUCGAAAAUCGCUCUCGCUUCGGUCUUGAGGUCACAGAGGCUUGUGCUAAUGCUAUUGGUGCUGAUCGCGUCGGCUUCCGUAUCAGCCCCUUUAGUACUUUCCAAGGCAUGAAGAUGACGGACCCAAUUGCUCAAUUCUCGCAUCUUGUCACCGAGCUGAAGAAGUUUUCGCUUGCUUACCUGCACAUUGUGGAGUCUCGCGUCAUCAACAAUGUCGACUGUGAGAAACAGGAAGGCAUUGAGCCUUUCUUGGAGAUCUGGGGAAACACAUCGCCUAUCCUUGUUGCUGGAGGCUUCACUCCUGAAUCUGCCAAGCAUGCAGUGGAUGUGGAGUACGAGGCUUUUGACACUGCUGUAGUGUUUGGAAGACAUUUCAUCGCCAACCCGGAUCUGCCGUUGAGAAUCAAGAAGGGCUUGGAGUUGAACAAGUAUGAUAGGAGUACGUUCUAUACUCCCAUGCAGGAGAAGGGGUAUCUGGAUUAUCCGUUCUAUGAGAAUGGUAGGGAGGUGGAAGUGUUUGCUUGA